Messenger RNA from Lepisosteus oculatus (spotted gar), 1013 nucleotides. It is a transcript of the gene bbln, whose product is annotated as bublin coiled coil protein. Lineage: Eukaryota; Metazoa; Chordata; Actinopteri; Semionotiformes; Lepisosteidae. The record is from RefSeq and is a predicted model, not a curated record.
AUCGUUGGACACCCUAGUGUCCUUACUCGUGAACAUCAGCUGAGCCGAUCAUUCGUUCUGCUUUUUAAAAUAACCGGGUUAUGAUAAAUGGCGAUAUUCUGAGUUUGGGUUUCUAGCUGUAUGGCAGUACUUUUCACUUGUUUAUAGACCUAGCGCUGUGUCUGAAGGCAUUGAUUGCAUUCUGUAGCUGUCCUAUAUAUGUACGCUGCACUCUAAUCUGACCUGUUCAGUGAAGGGUAUUGUGAUCUAAAUUAGGCUCGCCAAAACAAGCUGUCCUGUUCGAGGUGGUAAACCCGUUUUUGUGAUCCACAAAGAUCAUGUCCGGACCAAAUGGAGAUCCAAGUGUUUCCAUCGAAGUGGGCGAAGACGACGAGUUCAGCGAGGAAGAGUACGCGGCCAUUAACUCCAUGCUGGACCAGAUCAACUCCUGCCUGGAUGACCUGGAGGAGCGCAACGACGUGCUCAAUGCCAAGCUGAAGGACCUGCUGGAGUCCAACCGGCAGGCCAGGCAGGAGUUCCGCGAGCAGGUGGCGCCCCCCCCGGGGGAGCCCGCUGAGGGGGACCGCGUGGAGCAGUGAGGGGCGACCAGGAGGAAAGCGUCUGGGGGGCGUUGGGGUGGGGCAAGGAGGAUGGUGGGGAAAAUAUGUUCAGGACUCUAUCGGGAAGCACUUUAUCCUGAGGUCACUUGCCAGUUUGUAGUCUACGUCAUUUGCCAGCUUGGAGAUCAGGCGGCAGGGCAGUGCAGCGAGCAUCGAGGAAUGAGGAAUGAAGAAACGCAGAACCGGUGGUGAUGUAAUCAGGAGAUGAAAUGGAUUAGCUGUCAGGUGUACGCUUCUUGGACCCUCACCGAUUCCUUCCUUCUUAUUUCAGUGACGUUCUGACUGUGGUUUGUUUGUGAACAGCCGCUGAGGCCCCGCGUCCGGCAGAGGAAUCCGACUCUGUUGGGCCCCUGAGCAAGGCCCUUAACCCCAAUACACUGCUCCAGGGGCGCCGUACAAUGGCUGACCCUGCGC